This is a messenger RNA of Folsomia candida, 4493 nucleotides long. RefSeq names its product organic cation transporter protein. Gene Ontology annotation, molecular function: transmembrane transporter activity. The transcript is spliced from 10 exons. Bases 1576 to 3378 code for a protein of 600 amino acids. Gene Ontology annotation, cellular component: membrane. The record is from RefSeq and is a predicted model, not a curated record. Lineage: Eukaryota; Metazoa; Arthropoda; Collembola; Entomobryomorpha; Isotomidae. Gene Ontology annotation, biological process: transmembrane transport.
AAUAAUUUUGACCAAGUAUUUAGCCCACCUCUCCAAUUUUCUUACGCAAAAUUGUGUCCACUUUUGGACUUGAUUACUACACGUAAAUCGACUUAUAUAACAACACGCGAGAAUCAUGUCGGGCAUCUUUAAUUCAUCGCGUAAGCAUCAAUCACGUAACUUUUGCAAUUGAAGGUAGAGGAAAGAAAUGCAGUUUCGCUAUAAAGUGAAAAUUAAGGAGGAAUCAAAUUACGUACGAUAUGUGAUAAUGCCAUUUACUACGGGAAGAGGCCGUGCAGAAAUUAUGUACAUUUGCUUACGCGAAUUUAGCAAAUUUAGCUUCCUAAAUAUUUGCAAACUAAUUUUAUAAAUUUGUCGGUCUGUUUUCAGCUAAAAUUUUGCCGAAAAAUUGAAACAAAAAUUUUUUGGGGGAAUUAUCCUUGAUUUUCUGAUCAGAAACGGGCAUGAAUGGGACCUUACUAACCUAUUAAUUACUCAACAUUCUUAACAUUUCCUAACCUCAGGACUGGAGUGGAAACAUGACAAUUUGUCAUUUUUCCAACUUUGUCAUUGGCAAAGUUUAAAAAUUUUCAAAAUCAAUUUUAUUAGCACAAAAUGUUUAUAAACUUUUUGAUAAAAAGAAGCUGGUACAAAUUUGUACUCCAUGACGCAAUACGUUUUUUUGGCAUAUCAUAAAUCCUGAAUUUUGUUGCAAAUAAGCGCUUUCAUUCCCAUGCUAAUUAUUUGCAUGUCUUACUAUGAUUUCUUGAAGCGCCGUGCAAGAAAUGUGGAAAAAGGUUAAAAAGAAAUCAAAUCUUGGGUGACGUUCUUUAUGGAAAUUUGUGUUCCAUGACGCAAUAAUUUUUUUUGUAUUUGGAAAACCCUGAAUUUUGCUGCAAAAAAGCUCCUAUUUCCAAGCUAAUCUUUUUGCAAAUUUUUGCCAGUACAAAAAAUGUGCAAAAAGUGUAUGAAACCAAAUCUUGGGUGACGUUCUUAAUGGGUGAGGUCUCACAUGUGUACAUAUUUUCACGAGACACACGAAAUCCAUUAUUUUGGAAUGCCUUCCAUCAUUUUUUGCCGUCUCAAGGUUGCUUCUCACCAAUUAAUUCAUUGGGUCGCUUUCACCAACCACGGGGAGACAAUUUUACUUUUAUUACCAGUAUGAAUCCUGGACUGGUUUUGCUUUUUACGAGGCAGGUCACCCAGUUUUCGGUUAGUUUGAAUCCCCUAAUUCGACUUCUUGGUUAGUUAGCCAGUGGGAUAAGUAGGUUUGCAAAAAAAAUUAUUGCAAAUUUUAUUUUGCAAAUAAAUUGGAAAUAAAAAUUUUGGACGAAAUUUUUGGGACACAUUUGGGUUCGGUUUGUUGGUGGCAAAAAUAGAAAUUUUGGCAAAAAACUGCAAUUUUGCAAAACAAAUUAGCAAAAUAAAUUCGAGUGACUUGCCCAGUUUUAGUUUGGGAUAAAUUUUGGACGCUUUAAAUCCCACACAUUGCAUAGUCUGCAUGCAAUUUUGUUGCAAAAACCACUGAAAUUUUAGCAAAAAGAUUUUAAAGAAAUUUGCAUAACAUAAAUUUGGCUUAAUUUCUUCGAGAAAAUCAUGACAAAGAAGAAGCAUCUCGACUACGAGGCGGAAUCUGACGUUGACGAUGGUAAAAAUUUACCCAAGACGUUCGAAGAUGUUUUGGAACAGAUUGGUGGAUUUGGCCGAUUUCAAGGCCUACUUCUCCUAUUUGUGCUAUUUUAUGAGAUUCCUUCCGGGUUCUUGGCAUUCGUUCCGGUCUUUGUGGGUGGCGUCCCCGCCGUUUGGCAUUGCGAUUUUGAAAUGGACGUUAGCGAUAACAACUUAUCAUUAUCCUCCAUUGUUCACACCACGAUGAUGACGUCGAGUGAAGUUUGCACAGCUUGCAGUAACGGAACUCGGUCAGCCCCUCCGUACACCAUCGUGGCGGAGUGGGAUUUGAUCUGCUCCAAAUCCUGGGUGACCGCGUCCAUCACGACGAUUCAGAUGUUCGGGAUGUUUUUCGGGAACACAAUUCCGCCCCAGAUAUCGGACUGGUACGGGAGAAAGGUGACCUUUUUGGGCCUCAUGGUUCUCAUGACGGUGGGCGAAUCCGUCUCCGCCGUGGCGCCGAAUCCGUACGUUUUUGCGGUGGCAAGAUUCAUCUGCGGGAUCGGGUUGGCAGGAUAUUUUUCGCUAAAUGGGAUUUAUACGAUGGAAUUCUUAACGCCGAGAUGGCGUCAACUCGGCGGCUGUUUGGGUCCUUUGGGCGAGGGUCUAAUGAUUCUGGGCGUGUUGGCAUAUUUCAUCCGACCUUGGCGUCUACUCCUUUGGGCCACGACGUUCCCCUUCGUCACUGUCUUGUUCGUCUAUCCAUUCCUGCCCGAAUCACCACGCUGGCUUCUCCGUCAGAAACGUUACACCGAAGCGGCCUCCGUCCUCUCGUACAUUGCGAGGAUAAACGGGCGCAAGUUGCGGCGGCGGGAUGUCGCUGUGCUGAAAGAGAUUGGCGACGAGGAGAGCCGCGCCGCCGGCGGUGGCGCCACGGUGCGCUACUCGUAUCUCGACCUAUUUCGUCGCCCCAGCAUCCGCCGGAAAACGUUAAUCUUCAUCGGAAUCUGGUUCUGCUGGGCGUUCACGUACUUCGGGCUGAGCUACAACAUUCGGAACUUUGGGGUGGAUCCCUACCUCAUGACGGUGCUGAUGGGGGGCGUGGACGCGAUAGGAUUCAGGGCAGCGUUGUUGGUAAAUAAUAGAUUGGGACGUCGCAAAGCGCUGCUCGCCUUCACCGGAAUUUCCGCCUUGUUCUUUCUUCCGGUCGGAUUUAUCCAACUGUUCAGUCCGCCAGGGGCUUAUCAGUCGAUCUUCAUCCCGCUCAUCCUUCUCGGGAAGAUGUGUGUGGCGGGGGCGCGAUCUGCGGUACGAGUUUUAACCGUGGAAUCGUAUCCCGUAUCAAUUCGUACGAUGGGAUUUGGCGUGUCGAGAGUGAGUUCAACGCUGGGAGGGAUGAUUGCACCGCAGAUUGCGUAUCUUGGGUCGAAAUGGCCCUCUCUCCCUCUUUUUGCCUUUGGAACGUUAGGAUUUCUGGGCGCGUUGCUAUCCCUCUUGCUCCGAGAAACGAGUGGAAAACCGUUAGAGGACAAAUUAAAGGAAGAUACCACCGGAACCCAAGAUAAGCAUAAAUUAGAAGAUAAGGUCAACAACAAUAAUAACAGUAGCAGCACCACCAGCAGUGGUGGUGGUGGAGGAAAAGGUAAUAAAGUGACCCCACUUCCAGCUCUUCUUGUCCCAGACGCCUUUAAACAUUCCAACGAAACCAAUAAGAACAAGAAAAAGGGCGACGAAAAGCGAAAGAAGUCGAAGAAGAAAAAGGGCAGGAAAUUAAGAUCAAAAUCUAUUUAAAUAUUAAUAAAUUUCCAAUAAUUUGAAUAAAUUCGCCAUUUCUAAUUUAUUUCGAAAGGGAAAGUUUCACCAGUGUAAAAAAAAUUCAGGAGAAGAAAUUCAUAUAAAAAAUUCAUGACAAAAAAAUACUUACUGAACAUUUGUGUUUUACAUUUCCACAAGUAUUUAGAAACACGCCACGACCACAAAUGUCGAUAUUUAUUUACCUGUUGAUGAGAAAUUCAGCGUCUUAAUAUUUGAAGGAAUAGCUUUCAUUGCGUGCAGGUAUCCUCCCACGGGACAAUAUUGUCCCGACGAGACGAGAGCUCAACAAAUUAAUCACAUCAAGUAUUUAAUACCCAAUAUUUACAUAAGUAUGUCCACCACUCGAAAAUAUAAGAAAGGUGGGCGAGGGGUCAGACAGGCUGGAUGUGACCUCAAAUUUGACCCCUCCAUGUAAAGAAAAAUACUAGAUUCUUUCUGUACGUUCCCCAGGAUUAAGAAUUUCUCCGUAUUUUCGAUACUAUUCAUGUCGUGUAAGAAAUUGGUUUCCCGUUUUUCUGAGCCCUCUUGAAACUUGGGGUAAACAAAAGAAAGGAGCGAGGAGAACAAGGGGAUGGAUGCAUAUUAUUCAUAAUUUAAAUACUUUGAAUCCAAUACAUCCUGGUUUUACAAGAGAUCGAUAAGUAAGUAAAAUGAGAGAAAAGCCUGGUUUUUAUCGAUUUUAACGAAGAAUAAAUAUUGAUGGGUUUCAUUUAACAAAGUUUUUAGUUUUAAGUCGGAGGAGGAGGAGAAAGCUGGGCGGAGAAAGUGGGCAUGUAUGCUUGGGUGAAAGUUUGACUAUUUUGUUUUUAUGGAUUAAGUACUUAAUGUGAUGUGAAAAAGAGGGAAUGAAAUGUGGGAUGAAUUUUAUAGAGGAUGAAUUAAGAAUGAAUAUUUGUAGAUAUGUAAAGAAGUGUAUUUAGAUUUGAAAUUUUGUUGAUUAAUAAAUUCGAAUUUUUAAUUGAAAAUUUUGAGAAUCGGAACUUGCAAAAAUUAUUUAAUACAAUUUUUAUAAUUUUGUAAGGAUAAAGUACAAAAUUCUAUUGUUUAAUGAAGUGAAAAAUGAUUAAGAAAAUUAAAAUUGAAAAAUAUUU